AUGCCUGUUCUGAUGUCUCGCACGCACAAACCCGACUCUACUUCGGCCGCCACUGCCAGUAGCAGCAGCAGCAGCGCUACAAGCCUGCGGCCACGAAGUAUCGCAUCCACACGCAGCACACGCUCUUCGCACAAGGAAGCUGAGCUUCGAGCACGCUGGGAGAUGGCCCAAGCGAUUCAAAAACCCUGGCCACUGCAUCUGCUCGAGAACGGCACCAAAACCAACCCUACCCCUCAACGAAGCGAAAAGAAACGUGCUUCCUUCUCCCCACCACCACCUGUGGCAGAGGAGACAAAGAAACGAUCCUCCAUCUCGGGCUCGUCAACAGCUUCGUUCGCAAACUGGAUCCGAAAGAAACCUUCUCCACGCGAAUCUUCGCCCGAAUCCGCAUCUACCUCCCCCUCAAGCUCUCCUAAACCCCUCUAA
Molecule: messenger RNA, 426 nt
Organism: Moesziomyces antarcticus
Lineage: Eukaryota; Fungi; Basidiomycota; Ustilaginomycetes; Ustilaginales; Ustilaginaceae
Exons: 1
Coding region: 1-426 (141 amino acids)
Source: RefSeq, a predicted model, not a curated record